Messenger RNA from Fusarium redolens, 1620 nucleotides. RefSeq lists its product as uncharacterized. The coding region runs from base 1 to 1620 and encodes 539 amino acids. Lineage: Eukaryota; Fungi; Ascomycota; Sordariomycetes; Hypocreales; Nectriaceae. The transcript has 3 exons. The record is from RefSeq and is a predicted model, not a curated record.
AUGUGCUUCCUAAUUACCGAUCCUAAUCUCACCAUUGAUGAACCCGAUCUGGAAUCUACCAACCUCAACAUGAACAACCAAGGGGAAACACUGUCCGAGAAUGAGGCUGCACCAAUCUACCAAAGAUACGGGCCUCGUGAUUUCAAAGACCUCACUGAUCAUAAUUACCCUACAAUCCCUCCAGAUUUCAAGCCAGUACUCACCAUACCAUGGACAGAGCGUCCUGACCAAGGCAUCUCGAAUCUCCCUGAGGACUUGACUGUUAUUGAGAGAUUCACCACAAUCACUCGGCCAGAACAAUCGAUUUUUACCAGUGCUCCGCGAAGGCUCACCGCAGGUACCGAGAUAGAGAUAAUCACCAUUAUUGAUGGAACGAAGUUCAUCCCCCCAAGCAGCACGUCAGACGUGACGACCCUCGGUCAGGGGUCAGAGAAUACUUCACCUAAGGAGACUACUGAUGUGCCUAGCUUAAGCACCGAGACUACUCUACUCAGUUCAUCUUUUUAUACAUCGAGUGAAGAAAGCUCUUGGACUACAUCAUACACAACCGCCUCAAGCACAGAACUUCUACCAUCCUCCUCUCCCGCAACUCCCUCCGAAACACCAGCUCUAUCAGAUGCCGAAAUAGUUGUAAUAGAAGCUGGGGCAGGUGUUCUCGCCGUGUUGAUUAUGAUAGCCAUCCUUUUUCUUAUAUUGUGGUGUGUAGAGAGACGAAAAUCGCGAUGUGAGCCGCGAUACGAACCACGACAUGAACCGCGAUAUGAACGACCAGGUAAUUUCAUUUUCAACAAUGUAUCUCACAACCGUGUGGAGUCCUCCAAGACACCUCCUGUCGUGUUCGAUCUCUUCUCAAACUUCCACGAGAAUUUGUCAAACUCCCCAAUCAUCGAAGUAAAAAGCCUGGCUCGUGUCCCUUCUUUCAUCGACAAUAUCAACAUCUAUUGGGCCAUGAAGAAUCAGGAGGUCUCCACUUCUCAUGAGACCGGCGUCUCGUCCAACAACCAUAAUGACCGUCGAGAGCUGGUGGACUUGACUGGCAGUGUCUACAGCACGAUUCCAUCUGGCUUCAAGCCAGUUUUUACAUUUGCAUCAGAAGAACUCCCAGGCAAAGACAGAGAGGAUGUAACAGUCAUCGACAAGGUCGAUAGCACUUCCACCAAAAAUGGUGAGGUAGUCAUAGGUACCGAGACUUGGGAACCUUUCACUUGGUAUACAAGGCAUAGGCAAGAGAUAUUCACUCUGAUCUUGCGCCCUACGGAGACCACGAGCAGCGAUAUUGAUAUACUCAGUAUCAUCAGCCAUUUGACGCUGCCAGGUCCAACUCCGACAACCUCUAGCGAGGAGUUGACUUCAAGUUCGUCGACUUCACCUAGUUUGGCAUUUCCAACUGCUGCUGAACCUCCAAACACCUCUCUAUCAACAGCCGAAUGGGUCUUGGUAUUAGCCGCGGCCUUAUUUUUGCUUUUCCUGUCCAUCAUGGCGACCGUGUUCAUGAAGCUCCGUUCACAUCCUAGACACAAUCAGAUCAACAACAUCCAACUCGACAACGCUCCCUUUGAGAAUGCUUACACAGAGCCUUUGCAGCGUGAAGAGCCAGCGCCGGUGGUUUGGAAGUCAUGA